AACUUAGCCUGCGGUCACACUACAAAAACCGUGCACAGGAAGAAUGUGUAAUUGUUACGAAAAAUCAAAUGGAAGCGGAAUUAUAGUGGCGAGCAGUCUGUGAAAGUGCAAUCGUGCACCGUUGCACCAAGUGAAAAACUUGAAAGAGAAUCACCGUGGAAAGCGGAAUCGCACAAAAACAAGCCAACUUUUGCCUACAUUUUAAGGCACACCGCCUAACCGACAGACUGAGUCACUGAAUCCAAGGGGAGCUGCCAUCGAAAAAGACCAGAGAUCCUCGCCAGCCGCCGAGAUGGGCAAGCGCCUCCAACUGGAGCGCCCGACCUCGGAUCGCAGUGCUCGCAAGCGAAAGCGCUCAGAGGUGAAGGCCGCCGAGAAGUGCCAGCGCUUGAGCGGUGGCUCCAGCAGCGCCAAUGGCUUCGAGUUCCACGAGAACGAUGACGAGGAGUCCUGCUCCUCGGCUGGAUCCGCUGGCGGCAUGGAUGUGGAUCCCCCUACACUAUUGCAAACCCCGCAGGCACGCAGUUUGCUCUUAACAGGAGCCAGCAUCGCCAGCGAUCAUAACAACUCCAGUGUGAUGGAGUCACCGCGCCCGGUUUACACGCUCCGACCCUCGGUGGUCAAUGGAACCAUUCUGAGGGAUGUGCUCUCCAAGGCCUGGCGCUUGGGGCGUCCCAUAGGCAAGGGCAACUUUGGCGAGAUCUUCCUAGCCUCCGAUGACACUGUGUGCCCAGCCACUUCGGAGACAGCCAAAUACGUGGUCAAAAUAGAGCCACAUUCAAAUGGGCCUCUUUUCGUUGAGAUUCACUGUCUGAUCAACACAUCCCGGAGCAAGGAUUCAUCAGAUGUCGGAGAAGAUGCUGCCAUCCUGCCAGCCCAACAGACGCAUGCCCUCAGCAAGGGACCGCCCUCUGGGAUACCCAGCUUUAUUGCAUCGGGGACCCACUACUUUGGAGACGCUCGCUAUCGCUUCCUGGUGCUGCCGCGCUUCGAUCGCGACCUGCAUUCGCUGAUCAAGAACUCAAGGGUGCAGCAAAAGUCACUCCUAGUGCUCGCUGUACACAUACUCAAUGUCCUAGAGAAUCUACACGAUAAGGGUUAUUGUCAUAAUGACAUCAAGGCCCAGAACCUAAUGGUGUCCAAGUGCAAGUACCUCAGGAAGCAGUCAUUUCCCAAGGGCACUGGGUACGACGAACACUACGAGGAGAAGCAGCAGACCACAGAUAGUGGCAACAGCUCGGAGCAGGAGACCAACGACGAUGACUACUUCCUAAAGAACGAGAAGUUCGCCCUGAAGCGGAUUUCGGAUAUUAAGCAGGACGAAGACGAAGACGACGAGGACUUCGACGAUGGCGCCACAUCGAACAGCAACAACAGCAACAGCCUGGACAUCUACCACACGCCAGUAAACAAGAAGCGAUCCGCUCGCAGUGCAGUUCAAUUCAGCGGCUCGAAUCCAGUUCGUUCGUGUCGUCGGGAGAAGCGCAACUCAAUGUACGAGGAGAUGGUCAAGUCGCACUACCUGCGACCCACCAAGCGUAUCAGUUACCGCGAGGAGUUCAAUGAGGAAGGGUACCCCAAGGCGACAGAGGAAAACAGUGAUGAAUCGCCCGAAUCGUCAGACAACGAGUCGGAUGAGUUCAUUCCGCCUUCGUCUCGCCGCUCGGGUAACAGAAGAGGAAGGAGCGCCCAGAUGGCCAGUCCCAAGAAGUGCUCGGUUUCAACUAGGGCAACACGCCACCAGGAGAAGCUGAAGAAGGAGCCAAACGGUGACCACAAAGUGCGUAGCCGGGGCAACAAGCACUUGGACAGCCAACCAACUGAGUACAAGUUCCUGCCCACCGAGGAGGAGCACGUUUUCCUCAUCGACUUUGGCUUGGCGUCCAAAUACCAGGAUCGCGGAGUCCAUCGCCCUUUCAUCAUGGAUCAGCGAAGGGCGCACGACGGCACGCUGGAGUUUACGUCACGCGACGCCCACCUAGGCGCCCAUUCCCGACGAAGUGAUCUGGAGUGCCUUGGCUAUAACCUGCUGUACUGGUCCGAGGGCUAUCUGCCCUGGAAGGACGUGGCCCAGCAACAGCAACAGGAGAAAGUGCACCGCGCCAAGGAGCUGUUCAUGACGGAUGUGCCCGAGAUGCUGCGCCAGUUCUACGGCAAGCAAGUUCCUAAGUAUCUGGGAGAGUUCCUGCUGCAGAUCGGUCAGCUGGCCUAUCAGGAGCGGCCCAACUACGAGCGCUACCGUAAAAUCUUUAAGCGCGAGUACCAGCGCUUGGGUCACGACCCCAGUCAAAUGCGACUAAGCAGCGAGGAGAUCCUCCGCACCUGUGUCUCCUCCAAGGACGCGGUGGAUGGCAGCAAGUGCGACAUAUUUGAGCUGAACAACAAAAUAGCCACCAAUGUGAUGCGCAACUCGGCGCUGAGCACUCCGUUCCAGGAGCACUCGCUUACGAACCGCGUGUCGCCCAAGAAUCUGCGUUCCAAGUCAAAUAAGAAAACUACGAAAAAGAAGUUUUCGUGGGCGGAGGUGCUCUCACAGGAUCCAGAUCAAAUAGCACGUGAACGGGCAGUGAAGGAGUUUGAGCGGGAGGAGUCCAUAUGUCCGCUGGAAUCCCGUCUUCCAAGGCGCUACGACGGCAAGCCCACCUACGCGAUACUGGCCAUGGAGCAGAGUCGUCGCGAAAAGGGUUUGGUUGUCCAAGAGCAUAACGACGAAGAGGAAGAAGAAGAGGAGGAGGACGAUGAAGAGGAGAACCAGGAGGCCUAUGAUGAUGAGCAAGAGGAGGAGGAGGAGGAUGCAGAUAGCGUAGAAGGCGAGGAUGACUCGGAUGGCGAAACGGAGGAGAGCGAGUGCUCGCAUCAUUCCCAGAAACCUGCGCGUGGCCGUCCAAGGGGCACCCCACGAAAACGAACAACCAGUAAGCAAGCCCAGGCGCAGCAGAAUCAGCCGCCGGUGAAGGCCAGUCGUGGAGUGGGUCGUCCGAGCAAGAACGCGGGCGUCGUAAGGUUCCCCACGGGAGCCGUGAGCAAGAACCGCUCAACGCCGCUAUCAGCAGUGGCCAGUAACAAACGUGGCUGCGCCACACGCAAGGAGAACUCCGCUCUGGCAUCGGCCACCGGCGAAGGGGAACGUAAACUGAAGCCGAGCCGUACGCGCAAAGCUCUAUAUAAGACUGAACCCAAACACGGCGAGCACGAUGCGGAGAACAACUCGAGCCUGCUGGAAAUGCAGAACCUGUACGGCGAAUACGAUGACGAGAACAACUACGGCAAAGGGCGCAGUGUCCACUCGUCCAGGCACUGCCGCAAAUGAUUGCCAGAUGACAGAUUAGGAAUAGAGACUAGGGACGAUCAAUAGAGAAAGUCGGAGAGCAGAGGAUGAGGAACAACAGAACAGAACAGAUAGGCAGAACAGAAGGAACCUAAAUUGGCUUUCAAGUAUUUUUAGUAGUAGUUAAGGUACGAACAGAACAGGACAGAACCUACUUCGAAGCUGUCGGCAGACGAGGCGUAGACUCGAGCUAGUGAGACCGACAUGACGUGUAAUUUUGGUUUUUAAAUAUUAAAUCAAUAAGAUGACUUAAGUUUUUUUGAUUCGCACUCUCAGCUCCAUAGGGAAGAUGUUGUUGAAUUAUCCAUUAUACCAUGUAGUCCCCAGUUGUAAGAGAUGUUUGUGUGUUUAAACGGUGCGCAGGAGCAGUGCACCAUUGGCCUUGAUAGCAAAUCCCUGAUUUUUAAAUUCUUAUUUUAUUCUUUUCAAGUUUUGUGUUAGUUUUGUUAGGUUAUAUACUUCAUAUUAUAGACGAGAUGUACUACCCUUUCACCCACAUUUCAUUCAGCCAGGUACAUACUCUCCUCAAAAAGUAUUUAAUAUAACUAGAUAAUGGUUAUUUCAUAAACAUGAUACAAGUCUAAGUUAGGAUAUGCGUGUAUAAACAAGCAGCGGAAAUAAAUAAAAUAGAAUUGUAUUUCCUUAACAAUUAAA
This is a messenger RNA of Drosophila subpulchrella, 3982 nucleotides long. It is a transcript of the gene bsd, whose product is annotated as glutamic acid-rich protein. The transcript is spliced from 5 exons. Bases 293 to 3310 code for a protein of 1005 amino acids. Lineage: Eukaryota; Metazoa; Arthropoda; Insecta; Diptera; Drosophilidae. Gene Ontology annotation, molecular function: protein serine/threonine kinase activity; ATP binding. The record is from RefSeq and is a predicted model, not a curated record. Gene Ontology annotation, biological process: signal transduction; peptidyl-serine phosphorylation. Gene Ontology annotation, cellular component: cytoplasm; nucleus.